This is a messenger RNA of Pichia kudriavzevii, 639 nucleotides long. RefSeq lists its product as uncharacterized. NCBI's taxonomy places the organism in Eukaryota, Fungi, Ascomycota, Pichiomycetes, Pichiales, Pichiaceae. Gene Ontology annotation, biological process: mitochondrial fission. The record is from RefSeq and is a predicted model, not a curated record. The transcript has a single exon. Bases 1 to 639 code for a protein of 212 amino acids. Gene Ontology annotation, cellular component: mitochondrion.
AUGAGUAAGUCAGUUUCGGAAACAAUUACUGAAAAGAUCCCUAAUAUUGGAGAAGUUGAUAAUAAGGAUAAUACCGAUUCCACAGAGAGUGCCCUUAGAUAUAGUGCCUAUGCAAAUCGUAUCCGUACUAUUCUCUUAGCUUCACACAGAUACGUGGCAUACACUUCUGAUAUUGGGGAGUCAUUUAGACCCGUAGCACAUCCGAAAUUGGUUACUCUUGGGUACGGGAUCUCGUGGGCAUAUCUCUUGGGAGAUGUGGGAUAUGAAACCUGGAAGGCGAAACUACGUCAAGAAGGCCGCUACAAACCCGGCUUGAAGCCAUGGGAUGAUACCCCAUUGGCCAAUCCAGUUGCUGCUAUGGCAUACGAUGACUUGGAUUGGAAAGUUCUUGGUGUGAAGAGAGCACUCUUCCAGAGUGUUGCCUCCAUGGGACUACCAGCCUUCACUAUCCAUUCGACCGUUAGAUAUUCCUCCCUAUUAUUUAAGAAUGCGAAAAGCAAAAACUUGAAAACAUUUGGACCUGUUGCUCUCGGUUUGGGAAUUGUUCCAUUCCUUCCUUAUCUGUUUGAUAAGCCUGUUGAGGAGGCAUUUGACUAUCUAUUUGAUUCAUUCUUUACAAAGCCUAGGAAACUUGAAUAA